AGGUUAGUGUUUGUGCCACGUGGACAGAAUGGGCAACGGGUCACUCAGGUGCCCGUCGUGUCCCACUUUAACCCGUCAGAUGUGAUAGAUAACAUGAAUUACGAGGAAUUGAUGCAGCGAUUUCCCCCUCAGGUGGGACGGGCAGCGAAUCGUUGGCUUAUUCACGCGCUACCCACCGAAACGCUGUCGAAAGCUGCUAUCGCCAAACUGGAAGAGGGCUCUCAAAACUGUUGUAUAUGUUUGGAAGACUUCAAAGCAGGAGAGAAAAUGAAGAGAUUACCUUGUCUACAUACGUACCACGACCACUGCAUAGAUGAAUGGCUAUCAAGGAGAGGGACUUGCCCCGUUUGUAAACAUGCACUGGAAUAGCCCGGUGGGGGGCUGGAGCCAUGGUUGACUGUCUUCAGAGGGUCUGUCGGUGUGACAUUUAUAAAACUCCUCUUACGAACACAUGCCCAUUCGUCGGAAAUACAAUUUUCAGGCCCUGUCCAUUUGUCCAUAAUUCUGAACGGACGUCAAUUGGACGACCGCACGAAUAUUUACCCCCUCGUCUCAAGAGUGGCGUUACACAGUACCUACUAGUCCACUGACUAUUUACACUGAUUGGAGUUUGGACUGUGGGUGAGUGGACUCUCAACUAGGUAGAAAAGCAUAGCCUUCUAAAUCAUACAAGACGAAGGCUAUGAAGAAGGCCAGGAGAAAAGAGAAAUAUUCAAUAUUGAUUUUUAGUAAAAAAUGUAUUGGACCAUAGCGGCAUAUUUAGGGCUAGGCUUCUUUUAGAGGGGACGAUAGGCCUACGCCCUUUGGCCCCACAUCCCAUGCCCUGUCGUUGGGCCCACCACCAGUGGGCCGGUGGGGUCGUGAAAAUUCCGUUCCGCACACUCGCACAUUCGUUCAGAUGUCUUGGACUUGCAUCUGCAAUACUAAUAAAUACCUCUAUGAAGUAUGGAGUAUGGAGUAUGUACUAUGGACUAUGUAUGAGACUCUUUUAACUUUUAAAUCUGCGAGUGAAAAUAAAAC
Sphaeroforma arctica JP610 is the source of this 1020-nucleotide messenger RNA. RefSeq lists its product as hypothetical. The annotation marks the transcript as partial. The record is from RefSeq and is a predicted model, not a curated record. NCBI's taxonomy places the organism in Eukaryota, Ichthyosporea, Ichthyophonida. The transcript has 3 exons.